Messenger RNA from Oikopleura dioica, 531 nucleotides. Lineage: Eukaryota; Metazoa; Chordata; Appendicularia; Copelata; Oikopleuridae. The record is from the annotation of a GenBank genome assembly.
AUGAAACUUUUCUGCUUUUUGAAUUUUUCCGUUUUUGGAAACAAUAUUGCUCCAAGACGAUAUGUUGAUUUGGAGGGAAUGAUGACGACGAAUGAUAAUUUGGAGCUGAACAUGCUCUGGGGAUACGGAUGCCACUGCUUUACCUUCAAUGAUCGACCCUUAUCAACAAUGGGAUCCGGCCAACCACGUGACCAGCUCGAUCGCCACUGCAAGGAAUACAAAGAAUGCCAGCGCUGCGCAAGAGAUCGAUUUGGCGACGAAUGUGUGCCGGAAAUAAUCAAACUUAUGGUUUCCGAAAAUCAGAAACCCGAAAAGGCCUUCUCUUCAUCUCUUUCCGAAAAAAUGAAAGUUUACAACAACGAGUUCUCAAUUUGGUCGCGCCGUUGGGAUCGUGAACUCGAAUGCGUCAAGACCGGAACUGGCCAGGGAGAGCGAAAAUGCUGCGGCCUCGAAACGGGGCCCUACUUCAUCUACCACGAACGACGACAUCAAUGCUGCGAUGGAACUGUUUCUGCCCCUGGAACUUGCUAA